This is a messenger RNA of Psammomys obesus (fat sand rat), 740 nucleotides long. RefSeq names its product SH3 domain binding glutamate rich protein like 3 (gene Sh3bgrl3). Bases 102 to 383 code for a protein of 93 amino acids. The record is from RefSeq and is a predicted model, not a curated record. Lineage: Eukaryota; Metazoa; Chordata; Mammalia; Rodentia; Muridae. Gene Ontology annotation, cellular component: cytoplasm. The transcript has 3 exons.
AGUGACUCGCGGGCGGAGCAGGAAGGAAACCGCUCCCAAGCGCCGAGGCACAGCCGCUCCCACCGUCCCUCGGUUGGUGUGCGUAUCCCUCUUCCAGAAGCAUGAGUGGCCUGCGCGUCUACAGCACGUCGGUGACCGGCUCUCGUGAAAUCAAGUCCCAGCAGAGUGAGGUGACCCGCAUCCUAGAUGGGAAGAGAAUCCAAUACCAGCUACUGGACAUCUCCCAGGACAACGCCCUUCGAGAUGAGAUGCGAGCCUUGGCGGGCAACCCAACGGCUACCCCACCCCAGAUUGUCAACGGGAACACCUACUGUGGGGGCUAUGAACUCUUCGUGGAGGCCGUGGAGCAGAACACACUGCAGGAGUUCCUGAAGCUGGCCUGAGUCAGGAUGGUCAUAGUCCUGACCCAGCUCCUCAUGAGGACCUUGAAGGACCUUGUGACCAACUCCCUGUCAUUCCUAAUCUUCUGACCUUGGAGUCUCUCCCUAAAAACCUGGGCCCUUUCUGUAGCCUCCUCUCCUUCCUUUAGAGGCAACAUUCCUUACUCACUAACUUGUUUCAGAGAUUGUCUUAAGCAAAGCCACCAUGCUGGCUGUCCCUAGCCAGGCCUUGGGGCUAUCUCCCUGUCUGGCACUGCCUGAUGGGUGUUUCUGUCGGUUCCAUCAGCCAGAGCUCUGCCAAAGGCCCCGCAUUCCCCUCUUGGAAGCAUCCUAGAGACAAUUAAAUGCCCAUUCCACUUG